Messenger RNA from Kickxella alabastrina, 2850 nucleotides. RefSeq names its product chitin synthase-domain-containing protein. Bases 1 to 2850 code for a protein of 949 amino acids. The transcript has 5 exons. Gene Ontology annotation, cellular component: cell septum; cell periphery. The record is from RefSeq and is a predicted model, not a curated record. Lineage: Eukaryota; Fungi; Kickxellomycota; Kickxellomycetes; Kickxellales; Kickxellaceae. Gene Ontology annotation, molecular function: chitin synthase activity.
AUGCCAAUUCGCGGCGAACGCGGUGCGACGCUCCGGCGCGGGCGCACGAUGGUGCGCACCGACAGAACCCAAGCGGCGGAGCCCAUGAUUAAGAAGGAGAAGCGCCAAAUGACGCCCUGGGUCAUUUACUCUAAAAUCAUCACUUUCUGGGCGCCUGCAAUCCUUCUCACAAAGCUCGGUGGCAUGCCCGAGGCCGGCAUGCAGCAGGCGUGGCGCGAGAAGAUUGCGCUGGUGUCGCUCAUUAUAUUAGUGUGCGGAAUUGUCGUGUACCUGACCAUCUUUUUGACAAUGACUUUUUGCCCGGAGAGCGUGUCCAAGACGCAGAGUAACAUCUUCCAGGUCAACAGCACGGAUAAGACGGCCGGCGUUAUUGGAGCAACCUGGCGCGGAUCCAUCGAUUUCAGUAUUACAGCCGGAAUGGACAUGACACCGUAUUUCUCUGUUCCGCUUCCCAAUGAGUGCAUGUCAGACAAGAUCAAAGAGUUCCGUGCAUCUCAAUACGACGUUUGCUCGGGCGACAACGGCAGCGGGAAUUGCCCGCUGGGCAACGUGGAUAAUGGAAUCGAAAACAACAAUCUGAAGAGCUUGGACGACCGUCCCAUCGGCUAUGACUGGUCCGAUGUUGGAUCCGGGUACUUUGUCAUCAACGGAAACGUGCUCAAUUUGACACCGUAUCUGAUGUCGGUUGGUAGGGAGGCCUCGGGUGAUAUGCUCGACGAGGCCAUCUUUGCGGCGGCCAACAAUGGCCUUGUUGAUGCCAGCCUUUUGUUCCAGCGCACCGCCAAAAUGAAGGCUGCCACCGUCUGCCUGAUCGCCCGGUUUGGCGCCGGACAGCUGGCGAAGGACACGCCCGGAUGCUUUGCUGUCAAUCUGUUCAACUACAUCGCGCUGAUCAUUAUCGGUGGCAUCGUUCUUUCGCGCUUUAUCAUGGCGGUUAUCUUCCAGUAUUUCUUGUCGUGGCAGCUGGUCCGCCGCCCCCCUCGCAGCAAGGUACGGCCGCUGUCAUACAAUGCAGCCGCACCCUGGGCCGGAAAGAAGCCCCAGACCGGCGCCGCCGCUGGAAAGAUUGGCAAGGGUGACGACGACGAGCUGUACACGAUCAUGCUUGUGACAUGCUACUCCGAGGGCGAGGAGUCUAUCCGCGGCACCUGCGACUCACUUUGCGGCACCACCUUUAGCGACUCGCACAAGCUUCUGUUUAUUGUGGCAGAUGGUAUCAUCAAGGGAUCGGGAAACGACCGCUCGACCCCCGACAUUUGUAUCGAUCUCAUCGAGCAAGAGGAGUCCUUCCGCGACCCGCAGCCGUGCUCAUAUCUUGCUGUUGCCGCAGGCUCCAAGCAGCACAAUAUGGCGAAGGUAUACUGCGGGCACUAUGUUGUGGGCGAGCACCGCACGCCCUGCCUAAUUGACGCGGCCAAGCCCGGUAACCGCGGUAAGCGCGAUUCACAGAUGAUCCUGAUGAACUUUUUCUCAAACGUCGUCCACAACGAGCGCAUGGUGCCACUGGAGUACGACCUGUUCCGCAAAGUGCACUUUUUGAUGAACGUGACUCCUGACCUGUUUGAGAUCGUGCUGAUGGUCGACGCCGACACCAAGGUGUACGAGGACUCGCUGCGGCUUUUGGUCAACUGCAUGAACAACGACCAGCUCAUCAUGGGCCUGUGCGGCGAGACCAAGAUCGCCAACAAGCGCGAUUCGUGGGUGACAGCCAUCCAGGUUUUCGAGUACUACAUCUCACAUCACUUGAGCAAGGCCUUCGAGUCUGUGUUUGGCGGUGUCACUUGUCUCCCAGGCUGCUUCUGCAUGUACCGCAUCAAAGUGCGCAAGGGCGACGACUGGGUGCCGAUUCUGGCCAAGCCGGACAUUUGCCAGGAGUACUCGCAGAACGUCGAUCGCUUCCUGUCCACGCUUAUGCUGCGUAACUUCCCGCGACGCAAGAUGAUGUUCAUGCCUCAGGCCAUCUGUAAGACUGUGGUUCCCGACGAGUUCAAGGUACUCCUGUCGCAGCGCCGCCGGUGGAUCAACUCGACUGUGCACAACCUGCUCGAGCUGGUGCUGGUGCGCAACCUCUGCGGCACUUUCUGCCUGUCCAUGCAGUUCUCCAUUUUCCUAGAUCUCGUCGGAACUGUUUCUCUGCCCGUUGCCAUCGUGCUGACAUACAUUCUGAUUGUGCGCGCGUGUAUGACUACAUACAACUCAGUCUCUGCGUACCUGCCUCUCGCGAUGCUUAUCUGCAUUUUGUUCCUGCCCGCCGUGUUGAUUUUUAUUACUACGCGCAAGUGGGUCUACGUCGCGUGGAUGUUUGUGUACCUGCUAGCACUGCCGAUCUGGAAUUUCGUGCUGCCGACCUACGCAUACUGGCACUUUGAUGACUUUUCGUGGGGCGAGACGCGCAAGGUCGCCGGCGAAGGCAAGGACAAGGGCCACGGCGAUUCUGGAGGCACCUUUGACCCCAAGGUCGUGCCACGUAAGCGCUGGGAGGAGUACGAGCGCAAGCGCAGACGCUCGAUCAAGCGCAAGGAGCGUGAUAGACACGCCGACGACUCUGCCUCUGGCACGCUGGCUGGCUCCUACGGCCACUACCCCCAGCAGGGCCAGCAGUACGAGAUGCAGAACUACUCGCAGUCUCACGACAACAGCGGCUACUACGCCCAGGAGCAAGGCCAGUAUGGCGAUGGCGCCUACGAUGAAUACUCGGCACAGCAGCAGGGCGGUGCACAGCAGCAGGGCGGUGCACAGUAUGGCAACUACGACGGCUAUGCUGACCAGUACCAGCAGCAGCAGCCGCAGCAGCAACAACCACAGCAACCGGCACGGCAGCACCCUGGUGGUCCCCGUGACUAUCGCUAG